AUGGGAGAACCUGGAGAUAGAAUAGCUGCUUUAUUUACUAAUUUAGAUGCAAAAGAAAUUGAAAGAGGAAUUGUAUGUUAACCAGGGAUAGUAUCAUUAUUAGAAAAUAUAGUUAUUGAUUUUAAGAAAAUUAGUUAUUAUAAAGGAUAAUUGAAGUCUUAGAAUAAAUUUCAUAUCACUUCUGGUCAUUUGACUGUAAUGGGAUAAUUGAAAUUAAUAAUAAGACCAAAGAAUUUAUAAUUAGAAAUAAAUAGCGAAGGAGAAUAUUUAGAAGAUUAUGAAGGUAUAUAUUAAUUAAGAGUAUUAUUAGAUUAUGUAAAAUUUCAAGAAAAGUACAAUUUAUAUGGUGUGUUAUAAUUGGAGAAACCAUUAAUUGCUUCUAUGAAUUCUUUAGUUAUUGCUUCUAAAUUAGAUACUGAUUUAGAAGCUAAUAUAUGUAGAAUUGCAUUUUAUGGAAAUAUUCUACACUCUUAUACAGGUUAAUAAAUAUUUCAAUAGAAUUAUUUAAGAAUUUUCAGAAAGAAGACUAAAAAUGGAAAGGUAGAAAAGGUUAUAGAUAAUUACACUUUACUUAUUAAGGAUUUAUUUAAGAAAGAAACAAAUAUUGCUAAUUAUAUUGGAAAAUUGAUUGUUAUUAAAUAAGGAAAUAUUUAAGGUAAAAUUGAAAGUGCUUUUGGGAAGAGUGGGAAAGUUAAAGUAUUUGUAGAAUCAGGAACUAAUCAAGAGAUGUUAAAUAGUGAUGUUGUUAUGAUUUAUAAAAAAUAUCUAUUUCAUAAAUGA
Molecule: messenger RNA, 780 nt
Organism: Paramecium primaurelia
Lineage: Eukaryota; Ciliophora; Oligohymenophorea; Peniculida; Parameciidae
Source: the annotation of a GenBank genome assembly